UUCAGCUCUCUCCUGUCCCUUCUCCCUCAGGGGCCCUGGGACCUUUGGAAUUCUCUUCAAGCUCAUUUCCGGGCCUGCAAGUACCUAGCGAGCCCCUGAGGAGCUGAGCAUGACCCGCGACGCGGCGCUGCCCGACUCUCACUCCACACAUGGCUUCUACGAGAAUUAUGAGCCCAAGGAGAUCCUGGGCAGAGGAGUUAGCAGUGUGGUCAGGCGCUGCAUCCACAAGCCCACGUGCAAGGAGUAUGCCGUGAAGAUCAUUGAUGUCACUGGUGGAGGCAGCUUCAGUGCCGAGGAGGCGCAGGAGCUGCGAGAAGCCACGCUGAAGGAGGUGGACAUCCUACGCAAGGUCUCGGGCCACCCCAACAUCAUACAGCUGAAGGACACUUAUGAGACCAACACUUUCUUCUUCUUGGUGUUUGACCUGAUGAAGAAAGGGGAGCUUUUUGACUACCUCACUGAGAAGGUCACCUUGAGUGAGAAGGAAACCCGAAAAAUCAUGAGGGCCCUGCUGGAGGUGAUCUGCGCUUUGCACAAACUCAACAUCGUGCAUCGGGACCUGAAGCCUGAGAACAUCCUCUUGGAUGAUGACAUGAACAUUAAGCUCACAGACUUCGGCUUUUCCUGCCAGCUGGACCCCGGAGAGAAGCUGCGAGAGGUCUGUGGGACCCCCAGUUACUUGGCUCCUGAGAUCAUCGAGUGCUCCAUGAAUGACAACCACCCAGGCUACGGGAAGGAGGUGGACAUGUGGAGCACAGGAGUCAUCAUGUACACCCUGCUGGCCGGCUCCCCGCCCUUCUGGCACCGGAAGCAGAUGCUGAUGCUGAGGAUGAUCAUGAGUGGCAACUACCAGUUUGGCUCACCGGAAUGGGAUGAUUACUCCGACACGGUCAAGGACUUGGUUUCUCGAUUCUUGGUGGUCCAGCCCCAGAAGCGCUACACGGCUGAAGAGGCCCUGGCACACCCCUUCUUCCAGCAGUACGUGGUGGAGGAAGUGCGGCACUUCAGCCCCCGGGGGAAGUUCAAGGUGAUCUGCCUAACCGUGCUGGCUUCCGUGCGCAUCUACUACCAGUACCGCCGGGUGAAGCCCGUCACCAGGGAGAUCGUCAUCCGGGACCCCUACGCGCUCCGACCUCUGCGCCGCCUCAUCGACGCCUACGCUUUCCGCAUCUACGGCCACUGGGUGAAGAAGGGGCAGCAGCAGAACCGGGCUGCCCUCUUCGAGAACACCCCCAAGGCCGUGCUCUUCUCGCUGGCCGAGGACGACUACUGAGGGGGCAGGCACGCGGGGGAGGCGGAGCCGCAGAAACCUAAGCCGGAGGCAUGAGGCCGUGGGCGUGUGGGGGGCACUUGGCCCCCGCCAGGAGCCCCCUCCCCGGGUGCUGAAGCCGGCGUUGGAUGGACGUACCCCGACCCCGGGCCAGGCGCCAUUCCUGAGGAGGGAGGACCAGAUGUGGUCCGGGGCCAGGGCCCUCACUUC
Messenger RNA from Lepus europaeus (European hare), 1480 nucleotides. It is a transcript of the gene PHKG1, whose product is annotated as phosphorylase kinase catalytic subunit gamma 1. Gene Ontology annotation, molecular function: phosphorylase kinase activity; ATP binding; calmodulin binding. The coding region runs from base 110 to 1273 and encodes 387 amino acids. The record is from RefSeq and is a predicted model, not a curated record. Gene Ontology annotation, biological process: protein phosphorylation; glycogen biosynthetic process. The transcript has 10 exons. Gene Ontology annotation, cellular component: phosphorylase kinase complex. NCBI's taxonomy places the organism in Eukaryota, Metazoa, Chordata, Mammalia, Lagomorpha, Leporidae.